This is a messenger RNA of Lagopus leucura (white-tailed ptarmigan), 392 nucleotides long. RefSeq names its product TATA-box binding protein associated factor 6 like (gene TAF6L). The transcript has 3 exons. NCBI's taxonomy places the organism in Eukaryota, Metazoa, Chordata, Aves, Galliformes, Phasianidae. Gene Ontology annotation, molecular function: transcription coactivator activity; RNA polymerase II general transcription initiation factor activity. The record is from RefSeq and is a predicted model, not a curated record. Gene Ontology annotation, cellular component: SAGA complex; SLIK (SAGA-like) complex; transcription factor TFIID complex. Gene Ontology annotation, biological process: transcription initiation at RNA polymerase II promoter; RNA polymerase II preinitiation complex assembly. The annotation marks the transcript as partial.
CCAGCGCCGUCUCAACGCUCAGCGAUGACCUCCUCAAGUAUUACCAGAACGUCACCCGUGCCGUGCUGGGGGACGACCCCCACCUCAUGAAGGUGGCGCUGCAGGACCUGCAGACCAACCCGAAGAUCGCCGCGCUGCUGCCCUAUUUUGUCUAUGUCGUCAGUGGGGUGAAGUCGGUGAGCCACGACCUGGAGCAGCUGCGGCGCCUCCUGCAGGUCGCGCGCUGCCUGGUGCUCAACCCCUUCCUGUGCCUGGGUUCCUAUGGGCGCAGCCUGGUGGCCUCCGUCCUUUACUGCGCCCUCGAGCCCCUGGCUGCCUCCAUCAACCCCAGGAACGACCACUGGACCCUGCGCGACUCCGCCGCCGUCCUGCUGGGCCGCAUCUGUCGGUGG